AUGAAGCGCAGGAGGAACGAGGAAGAGGAGAAUGAAAUAGAGAGGAAGAGGCAGGGCUCUUCCAGUUUAUCCAGUUAUGCCUCAAGCACUUCCCCCUCCACUGCCAACUGCACCAGGACCAAAAACCCAGCCAGCGUUUCCUCACUGUACGCCGUGGGAUCGCUGCUGGGGGAAGGAGGAUGUGGAGCGGUUUAUGCUGGAACCCGCCGAGCGGAUGGGAAGCAGCCUGGGGAGUCCCAGCCCCUCCCUCUGGAGGUAGCCCUGAUGGAGAUGGUAUGUCGCCCCCCCCCCUGCUCGCACGUCAUUCAGCUCCUGGACUGGUUUGAGGAGGCCGGCUGGAUCAUUCUGGUGAUGGAGCUGCCGUCACCCUGCCUGGACGUGUUCAAAUUCACUAGGCAGCUGGGCGGCUACAUGGAGGAGAGCCUGGCCCGGUUCGUCCUGCAGCAGGUGGUGCAGGCCACGGUGCACUGCCGGGACAGGGGCGUCCUGCACAGGGACAUUAAAUCCAGGAACCUGCUCAUACAAACCGAGGACCUGCAUGUCAAGCUCAUUGACUUUGGCUGUGGGGACCUGCUCACAGAGGCCCCCUACACGAAUUUCGCAGGUACGAGGUUGUUCCAGCCCCCUGAGUGGGUGAUGGAUGGAGAGUACCACGGGCGCCCCGCUACCGUUUGGUCUUUAGGGCUGCUGCUCUUUGCCUUGGUCUGUGGCUCUCGGCCCUUCCGCAGAGAGCAGGAUAUCAUCGGGUCCGAACUGCGCUUCAAGGAAGGGGUGUCUGAUGAAUGCAAGAAUUUGAUUCGAUGGUGCUUGCAAAGGGAUCCUGCCAAGAGACCGAUUUUGGAGCAGAUUCUCCAACACCAAUGGAUGACUCGUUAGAGGUGGCGAUGGUGGACUACAUUCAGCUUAUCAGUCUGGAAGGAAAGGAAGAUAUUUGAAAAAUAGAGAGUGUUUUCCAGCUGCACUUUAUUUCCCUGCUUGCAGCAGAACUGACUUGACACAACAAGCAUAAAAGCUUUUUAAAAUCGUAAAAUGUGAAUAUAUUGAACUUUUACAUGAUGCUGUAGGUACUAAAUAUUUAUUUUUAUAGUUUUACCCAAUUAGGGAAAAUGAGUAGUGGAUUUGAAUGUAAGAUGGCGCGGCUGUAAAAUUAAUUUUGAAGCCUGAUGCUUUAAUGAAACAGAAAAUAAUUCCUGUGACCCAUCCAUGGAAACAGAAAUGGUUGUCGGCUAUGAAAUGAAUAUUAUUUAUAUGAUUUUGAUUUAUAUUUCUGUAGUUCAACGUGAUGUUAUAUCAGCUUAAAUCAUGCAACUCUUAGAGGGCACAACCUACAGAACAUAGUCCUGUGCACAAUGACAAAUAAGGAGCACUUCCCCAGCUUUCAUUAGGGUACUAACUAUCUUUUACUUACUUUUUGUAAAUACAUGUAAAUAAAAGGCUUUUAAAAGUCAACGUCAAGUCUCACUGACAAAAAUACAGUAUCACCUGUCACCCCUCUGUCUGGAUUUCUUUCUCUCUGGGAUUUUGAUUUUGAGGCACUCCAAAAUCUGGACACCAAUUGAAUUUAUGCACCCAAGCACAAUUUUUGUGUAACACUGUAGUGUCCACUAGUUGCGUUUUUAGCAUCUACCGUCAUUUUGACUUCAUACUUUUGAAAAGUUAUAUCUUCAUCAUAUUUAAAAGUGAAUUCCUGAUAAUAGUAUGCACAAAAUAAAACUAUUUCUGGGAAAUAACUUCAAAUCAUCCUGUUGCAGCUACAACUGAGAAGCAAUUUCUGGAAAGUUCCUAAAAUUUCCAGCAGGGGGAGAAGUGUUCCAUUGCAUGUUCUCUUGACAGAAAGCGCAGCGCUACUUUCCUAAACUGGUUAAUUGGGUUAUCCAGUUCUUUUAAAAAUAUUUGAUAUCUUCAGCAUGAUCCUAUUAGGGUUCAGCAAAGCAUUAGUAGCCAAAUCAUGCACAAAUCUUUCCUGACAUUCAGUUUGUGUUUAACCAUUCAUGCAUUUUGCAAAUCGGUGAUGAAUUAUGUUGCCAUUACUGGAACUUAUGAUUUGAAAAUUACUGGUAGGCCAACAGCUGGUAUCAAUGGUGGUGCCUCUUUUUUGGGUCUAGGUUAUGAUAAACCUCUUACUUUGUGCGAUAAUUUGAGUGUAGCUUGUGCUUUCAGUGUAAUGCCUGCCAGCCAGAAACAUUUAUGUCUGAGCCAAUCAGAUAGGAUUGUUGUCUGUCUGCAUAAAAUGCUCAAGUUGUUCUUCUAUCCAGAAGCAAUGUGCUGUGUCAACAUGAAGUUAUCUCCACUGAUGUGUAAUACUGAGGUAAUAGCUGGUGUGUACAGGGUAAUGAUUGUAACAGACACUGGGGCCAGCGGGGACCCCUCCACCCAGACAGUGAGAUAGCAUUUUGGGUCCUGUUGCUUUACUGUAACUACAGGAACAGGAGAGAGCCUUAAAUCAUGGCCUUUUUUUGGGGGGGGGGGGGGGUGUCCUGAAAUGGCCCCUCGCUGGCAGUUUUUCUCAUCAUCUCAGAGAGAGUCCAGGUGCAGCCCUCUGGUGAAGUCUCCAGCGGAUCCUGCUGGCACACGGCACGGCGGAUCGUGUUUCCGAGACCCUUCCCCGUUCACUUCCCACAUCCACU
Anguilla rostrata (American eel) is the source of this 2627-nucleotide messenger RNA. RefSeq names its product serine/threonine-protein kinase pim-3-like. The coding region runs from base 1 to 876 and encodes 291 amino acids. Gene Ontology annotation, molecular function: protein serine/threonine kinase activity; ATP binding. The transcript is spliced from 6 exons. Gene Ontology annotation, biological process: negative regulation of apoptotic process; regulation of mitotic cell cycle; protein autophosphorylation. Gene Ontology annotation, cellular component: cytoplasm. NCBI's taxonomy places the organism in Eukaryota, Metazoa, Chordata, Actinopteri, Anguilliformes, Anguillidae. The record is from RefSeq and is a predicted model, not a curated record.